Molecule: messenger RNA, 1589 nt
Organism: Poecilia reticulata (guppy)
Lineage: Eukaryota; Metazoa; Chordata; Actinopteri; Cyprinodontiformes; Poeciliidae
Source: RefSeq, a predicted model, not a curated record
AAGACAUAAGAGCGCCGUCAUUAUUGAGAGGGGGGGCCGAUGGAGAAGGUCUCCGCGUUUUGUGUGGUUCGUUCCUUGCCAGCUGACGGGUUACGGUAACUUCAAAUCAGAGUGAAGUAAACAGCCUCACCAUUCCAGGAUCCCUCCAGUUGGCUGAGAAACUUCAGUGGAACGUCUCUGCCCUCCAGCUCCUUUCCUCAUGGCAAUCAACACUGACGCUGAAGACUGGGGCGGCAUCGGCGGCAGCAGCGACUCUGGAGAACGAGCGUGGCUCCUGCAGAGCCCCAGCGUGGAUUCUGCCCGGCACCCCGAGGCAGAAGAGGGGAGCCGGGGCGUGCCAGCUCUGGGUGCCGUCUUCAUCGUGGUGAACGCCGCGCUGGGCGCGGGACUGCUCAACUUCCCUGCAGCCUUCAGCAUGGCUGGAGGAGUGAUGGCAGGAGUGAUGCUGCAGAUGUUCAUGCUCAUCUUCAUCAUCAGUGGGCUGGUGAUCCUUGGCUACUGCUCUCAGGUCAGCAACGAAGCCACCUAUCAGGAAGUUGUUCGAGCCACUUGUGGGAAAGUCACAGGAGUCCUCUGUGAAAUGGCCAUCGCCAUCUACACGUUUGGGACAUGCAUCGCUUUCUUCAUCGUCAUCGGCGACCAGCUGGAUCGCUUGAUCGCUGYUGUUGCUCAUGAAACGGACGGGUCGCCUGAGGGUCACUGGUACACAGACAGGAAGUUUACCAUCGUCGUCACUGCAGUCCUGGUAAUUCUGCCUCUGUCCAUCCCCAAAGAGAUCAGCUUCCAGAAAUACGCCAGUGCUCUGAGUGUGAUGGGAACCUGGUACGUUACCAUUGUGAUUAUUGUGAAGUACAUCUGGCCGGACAAAGACAUGAACCCAGACCACGCUUCAGCCACUUCUGCUUCCUGGACUGCUGUUUUCAAUGCAAUGCCCACCAUAUGCUUUGGUUUCCAGUGCCAUGUCAGCUGUGUGCCGGUGUUUAACAGCAUGAAGAGGAAGGCGAUCAAACCGUGGGGGUUUGUAGUCACUUGCAGCAUGAUAAUCUGCCUUUUUGUCUACAUAGGGACAGGCGUCUGCGGCUUCCUGACCUUUGGCUCCAGUGUGAAUCAGGACGUGUUGAUGUCUUACCCGCCUGAUGACAUCGCUGUGGCCAUCGCCAGAGCUUUCAUUGUCAUCUGUGUGGUGACCUCCUACCCCAUUCUACACUUCUGUGGCAGGUAAAAUCCACUGGAAAGGCAACUUUGGGGGUUAAGCACAGUUAUUUUAAAGUCAAUGUGGAUAUUUAAUAUUAAAAUACGAUUAAAAGUAUAAAUUUGUCGGAGUCUCCGUUGCAUUGCUGUGAUGUAAUUGGGCUUUGAAGAAUCCAUGAAUUUGGACUCAGCCAUAAUUUAUCGUUUUUAAAACGUACCUGAUUAUUGCAGCUAAUUGCAGAUCCAGAUCCUUUUUAUUUGACGACCUCAAUGAAACGUUCCCUCCGUAAAGUCUGAUUUGCUGUUUUUAUUUCCUCCUGCAGAAUAUUUCUCAAAUUGACCUCCCCUGCAUUAAUUUGAAAAUGACAUUUCUGAGUUCUUAAAAUGUUUAAAUCUUU